Messenger RNA from Periophthalmus magnuspinnatus, 1890 nucleotides. Its product is annotated as olfactomedin-like. NCBI's taxonomy places the organism in Eukaryota, Metazoa, Chordata, Actinopteri, Gobiiformes, Gobiidae. Bases 6 to 1397 code for a protein of 463 amino acids. The transcript is spliced from 5 exons. The record is from RefSeq and is a predicted model, not a curated record. Gene Ontology annotation, biological process: signal transduction.
CUGACAUGACGCUACAGCUGCUUCUGCUACUCCUACCAUUGGUGGGCGGUGAGCGGGUGAUGGGGGUGAAGGAGAAGGGAGCGUGUGUGUGCUCUGUGGACUCUGAGCUUUGGGGGUUCCCUGUGCAGCAGUAUGAGAACAUCCAGCAGCUGCUCCAGUCCUGUGAGGACUCACUGCAGAGCCUCAACCAACAGGUGCUGCUGUCCAGUGAUCGUCUGCCCCACAUCCAGUCUCUGGUGGCUAAUGUGACGGCCCGUCUGCAGCCACAUCAGUACCUCCAGUACAAAGGUCUGUACUCGACUCUGGGUCUGCGCCAGCUCAGUACCGAGAUCAACCAGCUGGAGGGGCAUGUGAGCGUAGUGCACAGCCAGCUCAACAACAAACACACACAGGCACUCACUAAAGAGGUUGAGAAACUUCGUCAAAAUGUGAGCCAAAUGAAGAUGACGGAUGACAUCAACUUGCAGACAUUGAAAGAGCAAGUGCGCUAUCUGAAGAAUAGAGUCGAGUCCUGUAAAUCUAUUCCCAAUGACUUCAGAGCUCAACAUGAACACUGCACCAAAGGUUUGGUCAAGAACAUCAGUGAAGCAGUGGUGACGAAGAUCAGCCCGUACGGAAAGACCUACAUUUCAGGCUCGUGGGGUAAACAGGCUCUGCAGAACGGUGGGGAAGAUGAGGAGCAGGACAGGUACUGGGUGCAGCCCCUGGUCAGCAGCCACAUCUGGGGCAAUGUUCUGCGAGUCUAUCCAACCUAUGACGACUUUAUGGCCUCCAUCAACCACAAAGACUACACCUUUGCCCCGGCCCAUACCCACCCCAACUCCAUAGAGGGUCCCAGUGCUGUGCUGUAUGGCAAGGCACUUUACUACCACUGCUACAAAUCAGAAGACAUUUGUCGAUAUGAUCUGGCCAAUAAUAACGUAAAAAGGGUGAAACUUCCUGGUAUUGGGGUUGGCAAUAAUAACAAGUUCCCAUACUGUUACUACGACUGCCGCACCCACAGUGACAUAGACUUAGAGGCAGAUGAAACUGGUUUGUGGGCUAUCUAUGCAACAAUGGGUAACCAUGGCAACAUUGUAGUUAGUCGGCUCAUGUGGGAUAGUGAGAGCGAGACUUUGAAUGUAACCCAGACAUGGGAGACAAGGGUGUUUAAGAAGGCAGUGACCAAUGCAUUCAUGGUGUGUGGUGUGCUAUAUGUAACCAGGUACAACAGUGACUACCGAGAAGAGGUGUUUUAUGCAUUUGAUACAAUGACAGGACGAGAGGACAGCACUCUAUCACUGCCUCUGGAGAAGGUAGCAAAGGGCGUGGCUAGUCUGAGCUACAACCCCACAGACAGAAAGAUCUACAUGUAUAAUGAUGGGUAUCUCCUAGCUUACGAGGCUAGGUUUUACUGAAGGACCAUGUAGUCAGUUGUAGACUCAAAGUAAGUAUGUCUCUGAAUUGUGAACUAUUAUGUCUAAGUAUUGUGAAAAAAAUAUGUUUCCAGCGUUGUCAAAAUUAUUUGCAAAUGUAUUUAAAAUUGUACAAACUGUCUUCAAUUUCUGGACUGGAAUAAAAAAAUAAAGUCCGUCCCAACCCCAGUCCCAAGCGGCACAGUGGUUGGGUUGAUUGCCCUCUCACUACAGCCUCACAACAAGAGGGUCCCUGUGCAGAGUUCUGGGUAAGUCUCUUUUAGGAACACUAGUUUUCUCCAUCAACUUAAAACAUGCACAACAGGCACAACUCCAUGCUAAAGUUAGUACUAGUUUCAGAUCUGGAGAUGGGUCCUGGCCUGCAUGGUGGCUGCCCACUGCUCCUGACAGACUGUCCCAGUGGCAUUAAAAGUUGGAUCAAAUGUAGAGGACAUUAAUUGUAAGCCCUAAUGAAGUUAGAAUAAAAUGUGUCCGU